This is a messenger RNA of Pomacea canaliculata, 1661 nucleotides long. RefSeq names its product cathepsin Z-like. Bases 86 to 1042 code for a protein of 318 amino acids. Gene Ontology annotation, cellular component: lysosome. The transcript has 7 exons. Gene Ontology annotation, molecular function: cysteine-type endopeptidase activity. The record is from RefSeq and is a predicted model, not a curated record. Lineage: Eukaryota; Metazoa; Mollusca; Gastropoda; Architaenioglossa; Ampullariidae.
UAGGGCGUAAUGUCACAUGAUUCGAACGUAUAAGUAUCAUCGCUGUGGUCUCACCUGAUUCUACAUUUUGACUCCAGUUACCAGAAUGGGCAAGAAUAUACUCGUUGUCGUUGUACUAACAGUUGUUAGUUUAGGCAGCAUUAAGUGCGACAAUAUUUUUAAGUCAAAUGUAGAUUUUAUUCCCAGCAAGUACGUCUCAACGAAGGAUGGACUUCACCGACCAUGCUACAGACCAAGCAAGCGCUAUGUGCCAUCCGUGCAGCAGUUCGGACCCAGACCAUUUGAAGAUCCCAAUUUUCGAGUUUCUGAUUUGCCAAAAGGCUGGGAUUGGCGAAAUGUCAGUGGAAUCAACUUUGCUAGUUCCACUCGCAAUCAGCAUAUUCCACAAUAUUGUGGAUCUUGCUGGUGCAUGGGAGCUACCAGUGCCCUUGCUGAUCGUAUCAACAUCAAAAGGAAAGGUGCCUGGCCUUCUGCCUAUUUGUCUGCUCAAGAAGUCAUUGACUGUGGUGGUGCAGGAUCCUGUGAUGGGGGAGAUGAUUCAGAUGUUUAUGAAUACGCCCACAAGGUUGGAAUUCCUGAUGAAACCUGCAACAACUAUCAGGCCAAGAAUCAAGGCUGCAAUGCCUUCAACAAAUGUGGAACUUGUACAACAUUUGGAGAGUGUGCCAAGGUUGACACUUUCAGAGUUUGGAAGGUUGCUGAUUAUGGAUCUGUCUCAGGUCGUGAAAACAUGAUGGCCGAAAUUUACAAGAAUGGACCCAUUAGUUGUUCCAUUAUGGCUACCAAAGGACUUGAUGAAUAUACAGGUGGAAUUUUUUCUGAAUACCAUAUCAUUUCCGAGCCCAACCACAUCAUCUCUGUGGCAGGCUGGGGAGUAGACAAUGGCACAGAAUACUGGGUUGUCCGCAACAGCUGGGGUGAACCCUGGGGUGAGCGAGGCUGGGCUCGUUUUGUGACUAGUCUGUACAAAAAUGGAGAAGGCAGCAAAUACAACCUCGGCAUUGAGAAUGACUGUGCCUAUGGAGACCCAAUAGUUGUUUAAGUCAGUAUACUCUUGUGGUGUUUGCUGCAUGUCUUUCAGAAGUUUGUCUCAGCAUGAUACCCUGUACAUUACAACUCCUACAUCAUAUUCUUCCUACAACAUAAUAUGGCAGAUAGUUCUUUACAUCAGAGAAUAUUUAUGCCAUCUUUAGAUAUUGUAUUAAGAUUUGUCUCAGAACAUAUUCUUUCAUUGUUAGAUGUAAACAUUUGUGUCAGAGAAUUAGAGCCUGGGUGUGUAGACAGAAGAGAUGGAAAGGGAAUGUAACUCACCGAAAACUAAUUUAAAGAAGCAAGUGUGGUGGAAAACCUUUCAUUGCUUUACAUCAUUGUCUAGGAAUUUUUGUUUGUAAUACAUUCUUAUAUUUUAUUUGUAAAAUGGUGAAGUAUUACACAAAAAUGAGUAUACUGAAAACUGGAGGUUGCGUGAGAAUUGUGGAUGCACACAAACAAAAUUGCAAAGCUCUGGUUUAAUUGUUCAAUUAAAAAAUUGGUUAUGCUCACAUGACACUCUAUUUCAAAUGAUUUAAUUUAUUCUAAAAAGGGAAAUAAAGGGAGAUGUAAAUAUAUCAGAUUUUGUAUUUUUACUCAAGUGUUUACAAAUAACAAAAUUUGCCAUUUUU